This is a messenger RNA of Mangifera indica (mango), 1359 nucleotides long. Its product is annotated as zinc finger protein ZAT1. Gene Ontology annotation, biological process: regulation of DNA-templated transcription. The coding region runs from base 134 to 1069 and encodes 311 amino acids. The transcript is spliced from 2 exons. The record is from RefSeq and is a predicted model, not a curated record. NCBI's taxonomy places the organism in Eukaryota, Viridiplantae, Streptophyta, Magnoliopsida, Sapindales, Anacardiaceae.
CUUUUGGUGGAGGAAUGCUUGUCACCUACUCCUUUAAGUUCCCAAACUCUCUAUACUUUGAGAGAAAGAGAGAGAGAAGAAGAAAAUUAAGUGUUUUCGGUAUCUGGUUCUGCUGCUCUUGUGUUUUGUUGCAAUGGAGAAGCACAAAUGCAAGCUUUGUCCAAGGUCUUUCUCUAAUGGCAGAGCUUUAGGUGGUCAUAUGAAGGCUCACUUGGCUGCUCUUCCUCUUCCUCCAAAGAUUCCUCUUUACCACCAACAGCAGCAACAGCAAGUCGUUGAUUGUACUGACUCUACUUCGUCUUCUUCUUCGGGUGAAGAACGGGAAGUGGAAGAUGGUAAAAUUGGACAAGAAGGAGAAGAGAAAUCUUUGGGUUAUGGGUUGAGAAAUAAUCCCAAGAAAAGUUUCAGACUUGCAGAUCCUGAGUUUUCUUUUGCAGUUGAUUCUGUGUCUGUUGUUGUUCAAGAUAGAGAGAGUGAGACCGAGUCAAAAAACCCAACUCGGAGACGAUCUAAAAGAACCCGAAAAAUAUUCACUGCUUCUUCACUGUCACAGGAGGAUCAGAAUACAAAAGUGAAGAAACUCAGUUGCAGUGAGUCACCAACCGAGCCGGAGCCGGUAAGCUCAGUCUCUGAUACUUCUCCUGAAGAGGAUGUUGCAAUGUGUUUGAUGAUGCUUUCAAGAGAUGUGUGGAUGAGAAGCAAUGAAGAAGAAGGGGAUGAAAAUGGUAAAAAAAGGGAAAGAUCAGUAAAGCAUCGAUGUGAGAAAUGCAAGAAAGUGUUUCGAUCUUAUCACGCAUUGGGUGGACACAAGAAAGUUUGUGAAGUUGCAGAAACAAGAAAUGGAGGUAAAGUUUCGAUCUUUGAGUGCCCAUUUUGUUUUAAAGUAUUUGGGUCAGGUCAAGCUCUCGGUGGCCAUAAGAGAUCUCACUUGUUGCCUUCAUCAACUACUGCUGCUGCUGCUGCAACUGCUACUGUUACACAUUCUGCUAAAUUUGACAACACUUUGAUAGAUCUUAAUCUUCCUGCUCCAUUGGAAGAAGACGACUACAGUGUGGUUUCGGAUGCAUAACACCGCAGUCAGUUGGUUGUUUUAGCUUUAAAGUAAAAAAAUCAAUGAUGAACCAGACUCAUCUCAAUGGAAAUGGAUCUACUAUCUGAUUAAAGAAGGAAUUGGGUUUUAUUUACCUGCCUUGAAAUGAACGAAAAGCAAGUGCCAUGCUGUUAUUAGAGAAGAAUUAGUCAGAUUAAUUAAAUAAUUAAAAAUAGAAAAGGACAUGUCAGUCAAUAAAUGAUUGGUGUUUAGGUUCCUUUCUUUCAUGCAACACAUCUCUUUCUCCUUAAAUUGUACUGGGGAUUAGU